Molecule: messenger RNA, 2689 nt
Organism: Rhodamnia argentea
Lineage: Eukaryota; Viridiplantae; Streptophyta; Magnoliopsida; Myrtales; Myrtaceae
Product: U-box domain-containing protein 35
Exons: 11
Coding region: 214-2556 (780 amino acids)
Biological process (GO): protein phosphorylation
Molecular function (GO): protein kinase activity; ATP binding
Source: RefSeq, a predicted model, not a curated record
UAGCUCGCCCGGCGUUUUGUUGCCUUGGCUCUUCCUUUCCUUCAUUCAUCAAGGGCCAACCUCAACACGCUCUCCUGCUAAUGCUCUUCAUUGUACAUUGAAUGUCCGGGGAGUAGUAGAUAAAAGCAGUGUGAGGAGCAGGCUCUGGAGAUAUCUCUGCAUCAGAAGAGAAGCAUUUGGAAGGAAGAAGGAAGAAUAGCAGGUGCUUCCGAUAUGGCGAGAAGGAACAGCAACAACGGAGAACGCAAGAGAGAGGAGAACGUGGCGGUGGCCAUAGACAAGGACAAAGCGAGCCAGCACGCCCUCAAAUGGACGGUCGAUCACCUCCUCUCCCGCGGCCAAGCUUUAACUCUCCUCCACAUCAAAACCGGAGCUUCCUCCAUCCCCACUCCAAUGGGCAGCCAUGUCGCCAUCUCCGACGUGAACGAUGAAGUGGCGAGAACGUACAGGCAACAAGGUGAGAGCCAAGCCAAGGAAAUGUUCCUUCCCUUCCGUUGCUUUUGUACUCGAAAGGAGAUACGAUGCAACGAGCUCAUUGUGGAGGACACAGACAUCGCUAAGGGCAUAGUGGACUUCGUCAAUGCAACUCCCCUCGAUAUUCUGGUGCUUGGAGCUCCCUCUAAAAGUGGCCUCUUCAGAUUCAAGACCUCAGAUGUUCCGACCAGCGUGUGUAAAGCAGUGCCAGACUUUUGUACUGUGUAUGUCAUCUCCAAAGGAAAGAUAUCGUCUGUGAAAUCCGCCACCUCUGCGCCGCCAUCCAAGCCUCCACAACCUGCUAACAUGUCCAACAAUCCAAACGAGGGUCGUCCCAUGCAUAAUCAAAUCCCGAAAGCCGCUGAGAGGACUCCCGUCAUGCCUCGGAAUCCUCAGAAUGAUAUAGAAAUCAAGUCGCCAUUCACCAGAGGAAGAGCUUCAACCAAUAAAUCAUUUGAGUUGUCCUCAACAGAUAGCGACAUAUCCUUCGUAAGCACUGGGAGACCGAGCACUGAUCACAUGCUUCCUUCCCUCUACGAUAACGUGGAACCCGGCAGGCUUUCUUCCACCAGUUCAGACUUUGACAACAAUAGUUUUGCCUCAUCUUUCUCCGGGAACAAGUCUUUCGAUAUGACUUUGCAACCACUUGACUUCUCAUCCUCUCCGCCAGAGAGCGGAAGAAUGUCACUAUCAGCACAGAACAUGGACGAUGUGCAAGCAGAGAUGAGAAGGCUCAGGCUCGAGCUUCAGCAAACGAUUGAUAUGUACAGUACGGCAUGCAAGGAAGCCCUCACAGCAAAACAAAAGGCUAGGGAGCUUCAUCGUUGGAAAAUGGACGAGGAACAACGGUUAGAAGAGGCAAGACUAGCUGAGGAAGCUGCAUUGGCUAUUGCAGAAAAGGAGAAAGCAAAGUGUGUGGCAGCGAUUCAAGCAGCUGAACAAGCUCAGAGAAUUGCAGAGCGAGAAGCGCAAAAGAGAAUAUUUGCCGAAAAGAAAGCUCUCAAAGAAGCUGAGGAGAGAAAGAAGAUUCUAAGUUCAAUGGCACAGAAUGAAAUUAGGUACAGGAAAUACACAAUUGAGGAGAUUGAAGCAGCUACGGAGGAUUUUGCAGCGUCCCGUAAGAUCGGGGAAGGAGGAUAUGGACCAGUUUACAAGUGUUACUUAGAUCACACACCGGUGGCCAUUAAAGUUUUGCGUCCAGAUGCGGCACAGGGACAAGCACAGUUUCAGCAAGAGGUUGAAGUACUAAGCUGCAUUCGACAUCCAAACAUGGUUCUCCUUCUAGGCGCCUGCCCAGAAUAUGGUUGCUUGGUCUAUGAGUAUAUGGCCAAUGGAAGCUUGGAUGACCGUCUCUUCCGACGAGGAAACAGCCCAGUACUUCCUUGGCAACAUAGAUUCAGAAUAGCCGCAGAGAUUGGCACUGGCCUACUUUUUCUCCACCAAACCAAGCCAGAACCACUUGUGCAUCGUGACCUAAAACCUGGCAACAUUUUGCUUGAUCGUAACUACGUCAGCAAGAUUAGCGAUGUUGGCUUGGCCAGGCUUGUCCCUCCAUCAGUAGCCAAUACUGUAACUCAGUAUCGCAUGACAUCAACGGCCGGGACUUUCUGUUACAUAGAUCCAGAAUACCAACAAACUGGAAUGCUUGGAAUAAAAUCUGAUAUCUACUCACUUGGGAUCUUGCUUCUUCAAAUAAUAACGGCAAAGCCCCCAAUGGGUUUGACUCAUCUUGUGGAACGGGCUAUUGAGAAAGGGAACUUCGCAGAGACGCUUGAUCCAGCAAUUCCUGAUUGGCCAGUUGAACAGGCGUUAUCAUUCGCAAAGUUAUCUCUUAAGUGUGCAGAAUUGAGAAGAAAGGACAGACCUGAUCUAGGUACCGUAGUUUUACCUGAACUUAAUAGACUGAGAGCACUGGCUGAGGAUGCCAUGCCCAGCAUCACACAAUCAAGCGGUUCAGGAGCAUCAUCAAGCAGCAGUCAUAUUUCAAGCACAAGUCAGGAUUUGAUGACAGAAACCCAGCUGACAGAGUCUGUAUGUCAGAGCUCAAGUACAUCAUCCUUCACAGGAAGAAUAAGAGACUGAAGUUUCUUGGAGUAUGUCGAAACCAAUGCAAGGGUUCAAUUUGAAGACCACCUAAAUCAUGUGAAGCUGGCUUGUCGGUUAAGUUGUAGUAGCACCAAAUUUGUACUACCACAGUCUGAAGAGACCAGACUAC